GCGCGCCCUGAGGGAGAGGGAGAGACGCGCGGUCUAAUGAACAUUGAUGUGUCUGUAAAGAGGAACAUCUGUGAGGAUUUGCCAGGAGCAUAACCAUUUACAAAGCCGACGACAGCGCAUCAUCACCCAGUGGGUUAAGCCCAGUGGGAUCAUGUGGGUUCUGGAAAAGAUCCGGGACUCAGUCGAAACAAAUGUGCUCCGGCAAGGAGAGGCAGGCGACAAACAAGGCAAAGCACCUGCCUAUAGCAACGUCCUCACACCCGACAAGAUUCCAGAUUUUUUUAUCCCCCCGAAGCUUGUAAGCUGUCCACCAGAGCCAGAGGCCUCCGACGUCAAGUCCAAAGAUAGUUUACGACCCUCCACAUCUGAGCAAACCAUCACCAACAACAAGAUCAGCAGCCCUCGUAGCCCUCGAUUGGUCAGCAAGUUGGCUGGAGACACCAAGAAACUUCUUAGGGCAGCUAACCGCCACAUCAUUCAGAUCGAGAGCGCUGACGAUGUGGUAGCAGGCGACACCAACGCUGACCCUCAAUCUCAGAAUGCCAUGUCGCUUCCUUACAUCCCAAAGACGCAGACUUCAUAUGGCUUCGCCACGCUGAUGGAGAGUCCGCAUACUAGGCGUAAAGAGUCCCUGUUUCACUGUGACCACACCAGCCCGGUAACUUCUCCCAACACUCAACGCAAGUCCCAAAGCAAGAGCAGCAAUGAAGGGAACCAUCUCAACCCUCCAGACUUUGGCACAUCUCACAUUAACCCAUACCGAUACUUCAGUGGCGGAGAAAGCGACACCUGCUCCUCCGCAGAGUCCUCCCCAUUCAGUUCCCCACUGCUCUCCCGAUCCGCAUCACUGCUAAAGAUCUUUACCCACGAGACGCAAGCUAAGGUUGCAAAAGGGAAACGGACAUUCGCCAGACACAGUUCCUUGUCCACAGAUGAGUGCAGUUCUGCAGAGCCCAGUCCUAAUGUUCCUCGACGUAGCCACUGUUCCUCUUUACAUGCCGGCGGAGCUUCGGAGCAUCUUCACGGUGGGGACCGUCAAUACAAGGAACAUACCAUUAACAUGCACAAAGGAGGCACCGUCCGACUUUGUGCCGACUAUGAUGCAGGCACAGCACGAUUGCGUAUCCGUAUCAUGGCGGCUGAGGACUUGUACGAUCCCAUGUUUGAUAUUAAAAGCAUCAACUGCUGUGUAUCGCUCUACCUCAAUCCAGGCAAGUUGCAGAAACAGAGGAGCACGAUUAUAAAGAACAGUCGCAAUCCCGUCUUCAACGAGGACUUCUUUUUUGAUUCUGUGACUUCGGCACAGGUAAAAAACCUAGCCUUGAAGAUCAAGGUGGUGAAUAAAGGCACUAGCUUGAAAAGAGACAUGCUGUUAGGGGAACGGGAAGUUCCUUUGUGCAAGGUCUUAGGCCUUUAGUGAAGCCUAGCCUACAACAAGUCACUCUGAAAAGUGGAAGUAACAUCUUGUGAAUGCGAUAUUUGCUUUCUUGUCUUUCAUGUAGCCUGAUGCAGUAAGUGAUUUGGUAUUCACAAAUUCAAAACAACCAUCACCACCUGCACAGAAUCAAGAUAUUUACAUAGCUCUGAACUUGUCAGUAAAAAUAGAAAAGCGUACAACGAAAACUCCUUUUGUUUGUUAUCUUCCGUGUUUUUGUUAUUUAUGCGUUUAGUCUAAUUAAGACGCAGCGUUUAUCGUUUUGAUUGUAAAGACUUUUCACAAUGCCGCAGACCUUUGAAGAUACACAAUGGCCCUCCGUGCUAAUGUUAGCUUUGAUCUUGGAUACAUCUGGCGGCUUAUUUCAUUUGGAGGAUAAACAACCAGAACAAACUGUUGUCACAUGCAUCUCUUGGCGUAAACUUGUAAAUGCGAUGAUGUAUUCUUGCGAUGAUGUUCAGAAUGUCAUUUGGUGAAACCCAGAAGCCUUACUAACCAGAUGAAGGAUUUCCCAUGCUCAUGAUCUUUGUUUGACUGAGCAUUAUUGUUGGAAACAGGAUUGGAAAGCUCUGGAAUUUUGGAAGUUGGAAAGUUACAGGAAUUAUUUGUACAUUUUGGGUAAUUUAUACUACUGUAACUGUAUCACAUGCAAACAUUAGCUUCCUCGACAUCUGAUUCAUCUUCAUUAGUGUGCCACGAUUCCCAUAUACUGUACAGCAUACCCACCUUAUUUCCAUGGAAAGUUACAACACCUCCCGAUUUUUGCAACUGUAGAAAUAAUUUUUGUUGGUAAACUGUAUAUUUUUGUUGGAUGUUUUAAAUGAAUGUACCGGCAUGGACCCUGGUAAAGGGCAUUUUAUGAAGAGGGAUGGGUAUGAAAAACUUUAUUUUGAAAAAGUCUCUCCAUGCACACUACUUAUCCAGAGAUAGAAACACAAUCUUGUGAUUAUAAUGCAAAUCCUGUCCCCAUUCUAGUUGUAGAACAGAAAAUGGUUGAAUUAUAAUCUGAAUACUGUGAAAAUGUUAGAUUAACUUAAAAAAAGAUAAAAAAAAUUGUUUUUUAAACAUUAAGUUGAAAAAAGUAUUUUUAAGUGUUACAAAUUAAAGUAAUUUUUUUAGUUGAUCCAACUUUUUACUUUUUACAGUGUGAGAAUGGAUAGAAGCAACAUUUCUAGAUUUUAUUUCCCCACAAUAACACAAAACAGCAAUGAACCUGUAUUAAGCAAUAUUCUGCAUGUAUUCCUUUGCAGAUUUAUAUUAAAAUUUAUACAAAUUUAAAAAACUGUUCUUCUUUAAGGUGAUCAGUUUGCUAGAGCUCAUUAAAAUGAUUAGGAAAACAUCAAAUAUUUCCUCAUUGAUAAUUAAUAACUUUUAAGUCACACAUCCGAUAAACCAACCAGAGAUUAACCAAAAGCAUUUCUGUAUGAAUGAAAUGUGGAUUGUGAUGUAAAUUAUCGACUGCCGAAAGCAUAUAAAGCUUUUCAUUAAUUUCAAGUGUUUCAUUAAGUAUUUAAUAUCCAAAACCACUCGAAUGCUGGAGUCUUCCUGUUUUUCGCAGGUGUAUUUUGCAAAAUGAAGAAAGUGCCAAUCCUGUGUAUACUUGAUGUAGAAGUGAAUCGUCGUGUGAUUUGCUCAUGCUGGAUCCUGUUAACUUUGGUGUUUGUAACUUGUGUGCAUGGAUUAUAUUUUCACUGUGGUUUUCAAUCUCUGGUAUUUUGUAAGUGAUCUGUUUGAUGGAGAUGUGCUUUCGUUUUUCCUGCACGGUUAUUCAAUGGAUUGUUUAACUGGUAUAUUUGUAUUUCAGAUGGACAAUUGGGGAGGUCAUGGGUUUGAGUUGGGGUAUGAGUUGAGUUUGGAAAUUGGGGAAAAAUAAAAAUCAGUUUGUGGCAAUUUUGCUGUUGUGUUUAAUACUGUUGGGUCAUGCAGUUCAACUCCACCUGGUCUCCAGUGGUACAUUUUGUAUUAAAACUUACAAAUACACUGUAAAAAAAUAUAUUUAUGUGUUAACAAAUUAAGUUAAACAGUUUCAACUUGAGUUAAUUAAAUUUCAAGUCAAAACUUGAAAAAGUAAGUUGUAUGGACUUGUUGUUUAAACUUCAUGCUGCAUUUUUACAGUGUAGUUAUAACUGUUAUAAACUUCUUCAUUAAAAAAGUCAAACUUGUGAUUUUCUAUCUAAAAUUUAAUCUGUCCUUUAAAUGGAUGGUGGCCCUUUUAAGAAUGAGAGGUCAAGGUUUGCUGCUGUACACAUCUACUGUCACCAUAGCAGACCUUUCCAGAAGAUCUGUGAACAGAAAUGUUCUAAAAGGGUUGAAAAUAUCAGGCAUCUCUUUCUGGUAAACAGAAAACAUCAGCGGGUCAUCUGUCACUGCUGCCAGGGCACCACCUCAUUAAGAGAGAGAAAUAAAAGAGAAUGAGAGAGCAGAACAAAGAACAGGGAGAGGAUGAAGGAAAGACAGAAUAGCUGAGCUGCACAUCUGUCACCCCCCACCCCAAUUCAUCCCAUCUCUACUGGCUUUUUGAUCUAUUCCUGAUCCAAAACAACUUUAACAAAAAACAAUUUCUCUUUCAAACUACAA
Paramisgurnus dabryanus is the source of this 4012-nucleotide messenger RNA. Its product is annotated as C2 calcium-dependent domain-containing protein 4C. Lineage: Eukaryota; Metazoa; Chordata; Actinopteri; Cypriniformes; Cobitidae. The record is from RefSeq and is a predicted model, not a curated record.